AUGGACUCAGCCAAACAUGAAAUAGCUUAUGAGUUCCUCCCAUACCUCCAAGUAUACAAAGACGGCCAUGUUGAAAGGCUUCUCGGCACCGACUCCGUCCCAGCAUCCACCGAUCCUCUAACUGGUAUUUGCUCCAAAAACCUAACAAUGAUCCCCGAGACUGAUGUCUCCGCUCGCCUCUACCUACCCAACCUCACCACCACCAACAAGGACGGAGUGACCACCGAUCAAAAGCUCCCUGUCCUCCUCUACUUCCACGGCGGUGGCUUCUUGGUCUCUUCAUCCUCCAGUCCCUCCUAUCACAACUACCUCAACAAACUCGUUGCCGAGGCUCAAAUCGUGGCUGUUUCAGUGGACUACAGAAGACCACCUGAGCACCAUCUUCCAGCUGCCUAUGAAGACUCAUGGGCUACACUACGAUGGGUGGCUUCCCACCGUAACCGCGACGGAUCUGAGGAUUGGCUGAACGACCAUGCAGACUUUGACAGGGUUUUGGUGGGCGGUGAGACUUCCGGUGGUAACAUAGCUCAUAACUUGGCCAUGAUGGCCGGAGGUGGCAGGUCCGGGCUGGAAGUUGAAAUUCUUGGGUUGGCACUCGUUCAUCCUUCAUUCUGGGGUUCGGAUCAUGUCAGGUCGGAGGGGUUGAAUAUGGAUAGGAAGGCUGAGAUGGAUCGGUUUUGGCAGAUGGUGUUUCCGUCGUCACUAGAGAAUAAUGACCCGCGUGUUAACCCGGUAGCGGAGGGUGCGCCUAGCUUGGCGGGGUUGGGGUGUAGGAAGGUGCUGGUGCUUUUGGCUGAGGAGGAUUUGACGAGGGACAGAGGAUGGGUUUACUAUGAGGCGUUGGGUCGGAGCAGGUGGACGGGUGCGAUUGAGAUCCAUGAGACAGAAGGGGAAGGUCAUGCGUUUCAUAUUUAAAAUUUAGAGUGUGACAAAGCAAGAGACUUAAUCAGACAGUGAGCAGCAUUUUAUAAUCAGAAAUUAUGAUACGGUUCUGAGACCAUUCAUUCCCUCCGGUCACUAGUUAACAUGUAAACAAAAUAAAACAAAA
Molecule: messenger RNA, 1048 nt
Organism: Cornus florida
Lineage: Eukaryota; Viridiplantae; Streptophyta; Magnoliopsida; Cornales; Cornaceae
Product: probable carboxylesterase 2
Exons: 2
Coding region: 1-915 (304 amino acids)
Molecular function (GO): hydrolase activity
Source: RefSeq, a predicted model, not a curated record